AUGCCACGCAAAUUACGCGCAGCUGCGCAGGCAGCUGCCCAAUCUUUGAAGACAGCUCCGCCGACCAUCCCCGACCUGUCCGAUGAGGAGAUGGCUGACGUGCCCGCAUCGCCCGAGGCUUCGGUCGCGGACGAUAACGACGAUGAGUCAGACAAGGAUCUAGAGAUCGAACCGCCCGAGCCUGAGGACGAGGCCGUGCCGUCGCCUGCGCCCGAAUCGAACCCACCGUCGCGCGCCCCCUCGCCGCCCGCCCGGGGCGGUGGUCGCGUCUCGGCCAUCCCACGCAAGCGUCGAAUCGGUCGGCCGCCCAAGAACCGCCCGCCGGACUGGGAUGCCCCGGAUGAUGGAUCUGCUCCCGCCCCAGCCCAUUCGGGAACCCCAGUCAAGCGCCGGCGUGGACGGCCGGCAGCCAGUGGAGGGCGCUGGGCGCGGAACCGGGGUGCUUCGCAUGCGAGCCAAAUCCCAACCGAUAAGGACGGGAAGGCCAUGGAGAUUCUCAACGAUGAAGUGGCCCUGCCGGUUGACCCGGAGGGUGAGACCAAGGUCGACCGGGACGGCAAUCUGCUAGGCGGACGCGAGUACCGGGUGCGCACGUUCACCAUCCUCAACCGUGGGGACAGACAGUAUAUGCUGUCGACGGAGCCGGCACGAUGCAUUGGGUUCCGCGACUCGUAUCUCUUCUUCCAGAAACACCGGAUGCUCUACAAGAUCAUCAUCGACGAUGAGGCGAAGCGCGAUCUCAUCGAGCGCGAUAUCAUCCCGCAUUCCUACAAGGGUCGCGCCAUUGGCGUGGUCACGGCGCGUUCCGUCUUCAGAGAAUUCGGGGCAAAGAUCGUGGUGGGUGGCAGGAAGAUUGUGGAUGACUACGAUGUCAAGGCGGCAAGUGAGCGCGGAGAUGUCGAGGGCGACCUCGCCGUUCCCGAGGAUAGACUGCCUGCGCCCGGCGAGCCAUACAACAAGAAUCAAUACGUGGCUUGGCAUGGUGCUAGUAGCGUCUAUCAUACAGGCGCACCGUCGGUUCCGGUGCCGAUCGGCAAAGCCGUCGAUCCGAAGAAGCGCAAGGUCGCCGUGACUGGAGAUAACUGGAUGGUGGAGCAUGCACGGGAAGCCAGUAAUUUCAACACCCUUCUUCUGAACGGGCGUCGCCAGGUGAUGCAAGGAGUGUACGAUAUUCACACCAACGCCAUGCAUUAUCCUAAAAUCAUGCAGCCAUCUCACGCUCGCUGGGAGCAUAUUCCCCCAUCUGACCCCCAGACCACCUCCAGGUUGAUGAAGGGCAUGUCCACCUUGAGCCUGACGAAUGGCAGUGGCGAGUACGCCCAGGAAACAGAAGCAGAAACAAAGGCUGACCCCCAACCCGACUCGAAUGCCCAAUCGGCCGCGGAGAAAACUGGGGAAGAACAAGAAGCACCCACUACCAUCUUUUCAACCAUUCCGCCGGCCCUAUCCCGUCGCUUCGCCAUUCUCGAUGUCCACUACGAGACGCCCCCGCGUGCUAACUUCGGCCUCCCCGGCCCAGACGGGGAUGUGCAUGAUCUGGGGCCGAAUGGCCUCCUCAGUGCGUCCGACGCUCGCCAUCCAGAAUUCUUCUCCCCAGAGAUUCUCUCCGAGCUGCCCUCCGACUGCAGAGAGGCUCUCCUCGAGAGCGCUACCAGUGAAUGGGAGUGGAAGUCCAGGUGGCAAGGCGAGAUUGAACACGGUCACCGAGCGACUCCCUUGAAGAGCUAUGCCUGGUUCCCCUAA
Messenger RNA from Penicilliopsis zonata CBS 506.65, 1743 nucleotides. RefSeq lists its product as hypothetical. Bases 1 to 1743 code for a protein of 580 amino acids. Gene Ontology annotation, cellular component: nucleus. The transcript has 3 exons. The record is from RefSeq and is a predicted model, not a curated record. Lineage: Eukaryota; Fungi; Ascomycota; Eurotiomycetes; Eurotiales; Aspergillaceae. Gene Ontology annotation, molecular function: chromatin DNA binding.